This is a messenger RNA of Iphiclides podalirius (scarce swallowtail), 747 nucleotides long. NCBI's taxonomy places the organism in Eukaryota, Metazoa, Arthropoda, Insecta, Lepidoptera, Papilionidae. The record is from the annotation of a GenBank genome assembly.
AUGAUGCGUGCGCGUUUUCUCUAUAUAAAACAGCCGCGAGCCGGCAACGCAUCAGUUUGUGACCGAUUCGGAAGGCAGACGCAACAUAUUACAAUGCAGACAAGAGCACUGAUAGUCCUAGCUGGUCUAGCGCUGGCAAAUGCGCAAUUUCCCAACGGGCGUAUCCUGGAACCUCCAGUGGCGUCACUUUGUGCCAAUCGCGUCAUCCACGAAAGAUAUGCAGACAAUAAAGGAUACUUCUUCUCUUGGAGAGACCCCGCACUCCGCGGCGUGGAAGAGGACUGGCUGAGCGCCAGAAACUAUUGUCGGCAACGUUGUAUGGACCUGGUCUCGUUGGAAACCAGCGACGAGAACGAAUGGGUGAAAGCUCGCAUCAUUCAAGACAAGGUAAAGUACAUCUGGACGUCGGGUCGCCUUUGCGACUUCAAGGGAUGCAACCGUCCAGACCUUCUCCCUAAUGAAGUCAACGGUUGGUUCUGGACCGCUGAACUGCAGAAACUCGCGCCUACCACCAACCGCCAACAGAACGACUGGUCUGAAGGCGGCGGCAUCGGCAAAUCUCAGCCUGACAACAGGGAGCUACUCCAAGGAGGCGCUGCUGAACACUGCGUGGCCAUCCUAAACAACUUCUACAACGACGGAGUGCACUGGCAUGACGUAGCCUGCCACCACCGCAAGCCCUUCGUCUGCGAGGAGAACGACGCUCUUCUCAAAUACGUCAGAUACACGAACCCCAACUUACGAGUU